AUGGAGGAAGACUUGGCGUACAAAAUCAUUGUGAUUGGGAGCGUUAGUGUAGGGAAGAGCAACAUCACAUCUCGGUUCUGCGAUGAUGCCUUCUACCCUGACCUCGUCCCCACUUUGGGGAUGGACUUCAAGUACAGUAGCUGCAGCACCCUCGAAAAGAAUCCGCGCUGCGUGCGGCUGCAAGUCUGGGACACGAGCGGGCAGGACGACUUCGUCACGCUCACGACUGCCUUCUACCGAAACUGCCAGGGCGCGUUACUGUGCUUCGACCUUACGAACCGGCAAUCCUUCGAGGAUCUCGAUCAGUGGUACGAGCGGCUAGAGCGGUACUCGCCUGUGGUGCCGCCGCUCAUCCUGGUCGGGUGCAAACUGGAUCUCGUAGAGAGCCACCUCGACGAGCAUGGCGAAGGAAUCGUCUUGGGCAGCCAUCGCCAAAUAGCCAAGAGUGAGGCAGACGCGUGGGCGCGGAAUUACGGCUGUCUCUGUUACCUUGAGACGAGUGCAAAGGAGAACACGAAUGUCUCGCAGGCGUUUCAGCAGCUCGCCACUUCCAUCGCCUCCACAGCGAAUCCCGGCCCCAAACAGACGGGCCGCACCCUCGGCCCCGGCGGCCGCCUACUAGUGGAAGAGAAGAAGCCAAACAAUCGCCAGUGCUGCGCCAACUGA
Leishmania braziliensis MHOM/BR/75/M2904 is the source of this 666-nucleotide messenger RNA. Its product is annotated as putative small GTP-binding protein Rab7. The record is from RefSeq and is a predicted model, not a curated record. The coding region runs from base 1 to 666 and encodes 221 amino acids. The transcript has a single exon. Lineage: Eukaryota; Euglenozoa; Kinetoplastea; Trypanosomatida; Trypanosomatidae. Gene Ontology annotation, molecular function: GTP binding; GTPase activity.